This is a messenger RNA of Telopea speciosissima, 381 nucleotides long. Its product is annotated as early nodulin-93-like. The record is from RefSeq and is a predicted model, not a curated record. Bases 55 to 372 code for a protein of 105 amino acids. The transcript is spliced from 4 exons. NCBI's taxonomy places the organism in Eukaryota, Viridiplantae, Streptophyta, Magnoliopsida, Proteales, Proteaceae.
CUAGUUAUUGAUUUCUUCUAGCUAUCUUUCAAGAAAGAAAAAAAAAAAAAGAUAAUGGCGAAAAAUGUAGCUCAGUCUUCCCUGGAAAGAAACGGGUAUGCCCCACUAGAUCAGAGACUAGCCAUGGCAAAACAAUGUUCUUAUGAGGGCGUGAUGGCUGGGGCAAAGGCAGCUGUUGUUGCAGGAAUCGCAACUGCAGUUCCUACAAUUGCCAGCGCAAGAAUGCUGCCAUGGGCCAGAGCUAACCUAAAUCACACUGCGCAGGCUCUCAUCAUCUCCACUGUGGCAGGUGCUGCCUACUUCAUAGUUGCAGACAAGACUGUUUUGGCAUCUGCAAGAAAGAACUCCUUCAAGUCCAACAUGGAAGCUUAACCUCUCUAC